This is a messenger RNA of Rotaria sp. Silwood2, 2376 nucleotides long. NCBI's taxonomy places the organism in Eukaryota, Metazoa, Rotifera, Eurotatoria, Philodinida, Philodinidae. The record is from the annotation of a GenBank genome assembly.
AUGGGUGCCAUGCGAUUGCCAUUAGACGUACAUAGUAUGCUGAACACUUAUAUUCGUGAAAGAUUGCAGCUGGAAUUAGAACCUUAUAUCAACUACGAUCCUGAUACAUUGGUCUACAUAAACGAUGUGCUCACCACUCGCAAACAAGCCAAUGACAAUCCUGGUCAAUUCAAUUUCAAUCUCUAUCCCAAUGAGACUAACAAGUCAGCGUCAACCUUAUGGAAUAUUGCAGUGAAGCCUAUUACUGAUCUUUUCUAUGCUGACCGUUGGAAAGAAGCGGUCGAGAAAUGGGAUGGUUACAGUAUCGAACGAUAUCUCCUUGAAGUGGCACAUUUGUCACCAGAUGCUAUACGGUUUGUUUCAUUAUUAACAAAUCUGGAAACGAGUUUGUAUACAGCUAUCCUUGACAAUGUAUUGUUACAUCUUAUUAUCAAUGAUGAAACAACAUUUUAUCAUAUCAAAGGUGGAAACUCUGGUUUUACUGAUGCGCUCGUGCGAAGCUGUCAAGCAGUGCCUGAUGGUCGAUGUUCAAUCCAUUUGUCGACACGGGUCACGGCAAUUGAGUUAGGAAACGGUUCAGCGACAGUGACAUAUGGUUCAUCAUUCACUACUUUAUCUCAAAAUGCAAGUGAGACAUUCGAUCAUGUAGUUAUAGCAACAACGGCAACUGCUGCCUCUCUACUCGACUUGAAACCGCGCCGCCGUUUUAUAGACACUUACUAUGCUCUAAGACAAUUGCACUACGACUGUGCUAGCAAAAUAGGUCUCUAUUUCACACGACAAUGGUGGCGCAACAUAGGUAUUGACGGAGGCUUCAGUACUAGCGAUUUGCCUAUACGUACAACAAUAUACUUCAGCUUCCCGCCCGCUCCUUCACCUGCAACGUUACUUGCAUCAUACGCUUGGUCUCAGGAUUCGAUUGUAUGGUCAACCGUACCUGAAGAUACAGCUAUUGCUAUGGCUCUAACAGAUGUACAACAACUGCAUACUAAUAUCAACAUCAGUCAAUACUUUGCUGGUGGUAUCACUAAACAUUGGUGUCAAGAUCAAUAUACACAAGGUGGUACUUUUGCUCAAUAUGCUCCGUAUCAACAGACUAAACUGAAAGAUCUACUUGCUGCGUCAGUAGAUAAUGUACACUUCACUGGAGAGCACAUUUCUAGUGCACACGCUUGGAUCGAAGGUGCAAUUUUAUCAGCUCUUCGCUUGCUCAUGCAAAUUCAAGAGGAGUCAUUUGAUGCGGCUAUCGUCGGUGAUGAUCUAAUAUCACUAAUCACAGUUUUACAAAUCGCUGAAUUGCAGCCUACUUGGCGCAUUGUUCUUUUAUCUGCAGCUCCGAGUGACAAUCAUAUGGAUAACAAUAGCGACGAAGAAUUGAGUCGAUUUCGACCGAAUGAUGCCGCUAUUACUCAAUCUAUAGUACUCUGGCGUGCACUUGAAGCGAAAGCUAACGUAUCCAAUGGUACUUUCCUGAAUCUCACCAAUGGUUAUUUGUUGCUUACUGAUGAAAACAGUACAUGUUCAAAUAAUUGUCAAGAAUUAGAUGCUGUUCAGAUUGAGGCUCAAUUUGGAUUUCAUAAUAUCUCACGUGGUCUGUUUUAUUCAUCAGGUGGCUAUGUCAAUAUCACGGCUGCGCAUCACACACUGAUCCAACUAUUAGAAAAGAUUCCUAAUGUAGUUACUCGUAGUAAUGAAUACUUUGUGGGUCUUGAUACGCGUGUAUCCAAUUCGGCUGAUCAUGUUCGAUUAAUUACGAAUCGAGGUAGUCUCAAUGCAAGUAGACUGGUGUUGAUACCUGGUCCAAAUGGAAACAAUGUCUCUAAAAAGUUCAAUUUUCACUUGAACUUACGUCUAUGGGAACUACCGACCAUCACUUAUCGAGCGAAGACUUCUUCUUUUCGUCAGUUACCUACCUGGGCAUAUGAUAAAUCAUUCAUUGGACUGCCCCUUAUGGCAUCGAAUGAUGUGAGAAUUUCACCAGCUGUCAGCUCAAUCUCAACACAAUUAUUUACCGAUCCUAAUCAACUGACAUACGUUCCUGAUCCUCUUCUGAUCCCACGUACCACUACAUGGGUAAUUGAUCAUCUUUCAUCCAAAGUCAACUCAAGUGAUUACUAUGUUUUAUCGAAAACUCAUAUCGCCACAAGACUGCUAGCAGGUGAUGUUCUAGAUCGUUUACCGCCAUGCGCUCGUUAUAGAAGUAAAACAUUUAUCUAUGCUGGUGGAUCCGUUGAUGGUAGCACAUCACCAUUGACUCCCGUAUGGGCGGUCAUGUUGACUCAACUUGUUCUAGGAACAUCAAACAAUUCCAUCUACAACGAUCUAUUUUCCAGUAUGAAUGCUGAAAAGUUGACUUGCGAGACACGGUCAUUUUGA